AUGUCGCUAAAAAGGACAAACAGAUUGUCGUUGGACAGUCGGAUGCCUUCACAUCGGCCGAGCACAUCGAGAUGGAGGUAAGUCAAAGUCUAGAAGUCAAAAUUUUUGAUUUUUUUUUUAAAAAUCUCUUUUUUUCAAAAAAAAAACACCUUUCAAUAUGGACAAAAGCUGGCCAAAAUUUAGAUCUCAGUUUUUCAAAGGCUUUUUAAACCCAUUUUUUUAGAAAUUUCGGAAAUUUUUAGGUCAAAAAGUUCAGAAAACCAAAAAAAACUUCGACUUUUACGUCGAAAAAUAAGAAUUUUAUUUCACGUUGAGAGUGGAGAAAAUAUUUCCACAAAAAUCAAUCUUUUCGGACUAAAAUUUUAAUAAAAAACUCAAGAGUUUCCGCGCACAGUGCGAAACGUCAGCAAAAUUUCGCACAGUGCAAAAUUUUUUUGCCCCCACUGUGCAAUUUGAGACUAAAUUUGCACUGUGCACGAAAUUUUUUUUGCGCCGCAACCGUGUUGUUAUUGCACUGUGAAACUUCCAAAAAAUUGCACGGUGCCAAAAAAUGUUUUUCUUUAUUUUUUUAAACUUUUGCACGUUGUAAAAUUUUUCCUAUCGCAUUAUAAAAUUUACAAAAAAAUUUGCACAGUGCAAUCUUUUUUAGACCGCACCGUGCAAUUUGAGCCUAAAUUUGCACUGUGCGCUAAACAUUUUUCAUUGCACCGUGCAAUCGAGUUUCAAAAAAAAAAUUUUUUGCACUGUGCAAAUCAAAUUUUUUUGGUACUUUUGCACUGUGCGAUUUACACAAAAAAAAAUUUUUACUACAUAAAAUUUUACAAGGUGCAAAAGUUUCAAAAAAUAAAGAAAAACAUUUUUUGGCACCGUGCAAUUUUUUGGAAGUUUCACAGUGCAAUAACAACACGGUUGCGACGCAAAAAAAAUUUCGUGCACAGUGCAAAUAUAGGGUCAAAUUGCACAGUGCGGGCAAAAAAAUUUUGCACUGUGCGAAAUUUUGCUGACCUUUCGCACUGUGCGCGGAAACUCUUGAGUUUUUUAUAAAAAUUUUAGUCCGAAAAGAUCGAUUUUUGUGGAAAUAUUUUCUCCACUCUCAACAUCAAAUAAAAUUCUUAUUUUUCGAAAAAUUUUUGUUGCACUGUGCAAAACAAAUUUUUUUGGAAAUUUUGCACAGUGCGAAGAAACUUUUUCUCAAAUUUUUUUCAAUUUUUUUAUUUUUUUAAUCUUUUAUCACUUUCAGUUCCCACGAGCCCCAAUUAUCUCCGGAACAGCGUCAAACUCUCCGCCGCUUCUCCCGCAACGUAAUCGAGGCCGGGAUCACCCAACUUUGCAAGGAAUUCGCCCAAAUCCAGCAUCUGGACACGGCUCCCGACUGUUCCAAUGCCGUCCCCAGCAACCUGAAUCGCUGCCGCUACAGAGAUGUGGUCUGUUGGGACCACACUCGAGUGCGGUUGAACAACUUGAACAAUGAUUUUAUUCAUGCAAACUUGGUGAAGCAUUCCACACUGCCCAAUGAAUUUAUUUGCUGCCAAGGCCCGUUGGAUUCGACGGCCGCCGAUUUCUGGGAGAUGGUGUGGCAAGAGAGGACCAAAUUGAUCAUCAUGUUGUGCCAGACGGUGGAGGAGAAGAGGAAUAAAUGCGCACAGGUAAGGAUUUUUUGUUUUUUUUGUGGGAAAAAUUAUGGGAAUUUUGGUCAAAAAAAAUUUUUUUUGUAAAAUACGGUAUUUCGAUGUCGACAUUUUUUUGUGACACACUUGAGAUCAGCUGAAAUUACAUUAUUAAUAGUUUAUCAGCCAGUAAAUUCCUCAAAUAAACAAUAAUUUUGAAAAAACUUGAUUUUUUGGUCAAAAGUAAAAUCGAUUUUUCAAUACCAAAUUGAAGUGACAUCUAGAAGGAACUUAUAUUAUUUGGAAGACUAAAGACUGUAGCUACUAUGCUGUGAAUAUCAAAUUCUCAGCGAUUAAAAUUUCGGAGUUAUGACCAGUCAAAGUUAGGGUACUUUUUAACAAAAAAACUCAAACUUUUGAAUAAAAAUGUGUUCAAAUCAGGAUUAUUAGGUAAAAUACGCCUGCCUCAGUGCAUUUGUUUCACCCUACAAUACCUGUAUUUUCAGUAUUGGCCCAAAUAUCCCGGUGAAUCCCGGCAAUAUGGCCCAUUUUUGGUCCGGAAUGAGAUGGUCGACCAGACCGAGCCGGGUCUCAAACGAACCCAUCUGAUUAUCCGCUACAAUAACGAUGAACACAGUGUGCAACAUUGCCAAUGGUCGGCGUGGAAGGACCGCAAAGCUCCGAAGGGCUGUACAAUGGCGUUCCGAUUGCUGGCGAUGGCCAGGAAACGCGCGGAUUGGCCAACAAUUGUGCACUGUUCGGCGGGCGUUGGCCGGACUGGAACGCUGGUGCUGCUGGCGAUGCUUAGAGGGUAAGGGUUGGUUAUUUUUGGGUAAAAUAUGGGUAGAAAUUUAAUUUUUAGAAAAAAAAAAUUUUCUGCACGGUGCAAAAAUUUUUUUGUCUGCACUGUGCAAAGCCAAAAAAUAAACUUUUGUAAAAUACGCGCUAUAAACCGACAAGCUUUUUUAAGUAUUAGUAAUGUUGAGACCAUUUUUUUAUAAUACCAAAGUUUAAAAAAAAAUUUGCAUAAAUUUGCAUAAAAACUAAUUUUUUAAAAAAUUUUAAAAAACCAAUUAAAAAUAGACUUUUUUAUUUCGUCAAAGUAAAAAUAUCACUCAAAAAUUAUUGCAUGAUGUUUUUUAAAAAAGCAAAAAAUUUUUGAAAAAAUAUUUUUUUUUCAUUUUCCCAAUUUUAGCGCCAUUUUAUCCCCAACAAUGGAGAAUGUCAGCACGCUAAAGUUGCUUCGUGACCUCCGAACGCAACGCGGGCAAUGUAUUCAGACUGAAGACCAGUAUUUAUACGUCCAUUUGGCCAUGUUACAGUAUGCCGUCAAGUCGAGAGCGGUGACAAUUGAGGAGGUGGCAGGUGAGAGAUAUAAAAUUUAAAGGAUUUUUGUAAAAUACGCGAAUUCGUCCUAGGCAAAAAAAAUAAUUAUUUUUUUUCCAAAAAAAAAGUUUUUUUUCCAAAAAAAUCAAAAAUUUCAUCAAAUUUCCCUCAAAAAAUCCCAUUUCUCCCUCAAAAUUCCCUUUCUAAUUCCCUCUCCUCCUUCAGGCUUCGUGCACGACUACGAGAACUACCUGUAUCACGGCGAGAAGCCGCGGCGAGCGAUGAUUUCGCCGGUGAUUCUGAUGUCGCCCACCGAGAACCGGAAGACGGACUCGGAGUUGGAUGAGCGGAAUAAGGUACGGGCCGGCUUCAGAGUCUGAAAUUUCGUUCAGAGUUUCCGCGUCAGCUUCCACACCGUCCCCAUGCAUCGGCUCAUGGCCAACUUGUCGCCCUUUCGGUCGCGAUGA
This is a messenger RNA of Bursaphelenchus xylophilus (pine wood nematode), 3400 nucleotides long. The record is from the annotation of a GenBank genome assembly. NCBI's taxonomy places the organism in Eukaryota, Metazoa, Nematoda, Chromadorea, Rhabditida, Aphelenchoididae.